CUUGAUCGAUGAAAAUGAAGGGUGAUCUGGGUGGAGAUAACGAAGGGAGGUUGAGUUUUCUUCUAUAAUUAAACCAAGUCAAACUAACUUCACAAACAUAACAUCCUUCAAUUUUCUCUAUCUGAAUGGUCAAACUCAAGAUAGAUGAUUGCUAUGAAGAGAAAAUUCUGGGUACCCGUGCUGCUCCUGGCGUUUCAUUUUUUCGCCGCUUCUUCUCAGAGCACAACCGGAUGGUUGAACAUAGAUUGUGGGAGUGACACCCCACGCUUGGACGCCAACACCUUACUCUCAUGGGACACAGACAGUGGUUUAAUCAAAUCAGGCAUCAACAAAUAUGUCUCAGAAAAGCAACAACUCGACGAGAUGAACACCGUUCGGUCCUUCCUUAAGGGAAAACAAAAUUGUUAUAAAUUGAAGGUCUACAAAAAAAAGGUGCGCUACUUGAUUCGUGCAGGGUUCUGUUAUGGCAACUACGAUGGUCUCUCUAGUCCUCCAACGUUCGAUCUUCAUCUGGAUGGCAAGAAAUGGACAACCGUCAAAACUUCAAUGAUAGGAGACCCAAUAUAUCGUGAAGCCAUAUAUGAGGCCCGAUCAGAUCAUAUUAGCCUGUGCGUUGUCCGAGUUAAGGAUGGAGGGGUACCUUUUAUUUCUUCAAUAGAGGUUGUUCCAUUGGAGGCUCCAUUUCCUUUGUACCCUAAGAUGCAAAGCAGUCACACUUUCAAUCUAGAAUCUAGGGUAAACUUGGGUGGGGAUGAAGUAAUAAGGUACACAGGAAUCUUAUCAGAUGAAAAGUACAACCGGAUAUGGACUCGUGGAGUAACUCCACCAAACUGCGAUGAAGUCACUACCGAUUCGGAUUCCUCCACAGAAAAUGAGCCUCCUGAUGAGGUGAUCGGCGACUCCAUAGAAUCACAAAAUCUCACUAAUCCGAUAACCUUGUCCGUUGAUAUCUCACAAACGCCAACUCCACAAUCAGCUUACAUUGUGCUCUAUUUCGCCGAAAAGACAUUCCUAGAAGCUGGAGACAUCAGAAUAAUUCAAAUCUACAUCGACGACCAUAUGAAGUCCACAGUGACACUUGAGUUCAACAAAUGCAAGGUGAUCACCAUAUAUCCUGUGAUUCCUGUUGGUCCUAGGAUGAGUGUGACUUUGGCCUCGGACAGUGGUUCCAACCUACCUCCGAUGAUCAGUGCAAUGGAAGUGUUCACAACGUUAGAUAAAAGCUCCGCUCCUAUCCUCCACUGUCGCUUCUUCUGUGCACUCAUUAAUUUCGUAAUUUCUUGUACCUGUUUGUUUCUGUUUUUAGCCUAAGAAGACUCUACCGCUUACAUUUUUUGAACUGAUCGAAGCUUCAUUUAGUUUGGAUUGAAACGUACUACAAUGAGAAUAAGAAUAGUCUUUCUUUUCUCGAGUAUUAUGGAACAGGCAGAAUUUGUAAUUUCCAUUCAAAAUGUUUGGAACAACUUCCGAAUCAAGAGAAUGAUUUUUCUUUGAGAACUCAGCCUCAACUA
Molecule: messenger RNA, 1511 nt
Organism: Rosa rugosa (rugosa rose)
Lineage: Eukaryota; Viridiplantae; Streptophyta; Magnoliopsida; Rosales; Rosaceae
Product: probable LRR receptor-like serine/threonine-protein kinase At1g51880
Exons: 3
Coding region: 145-1311 (388 amino acids)
Source: RefSeq, a predicted model, not a curated record